GAGCCCUAUAAUAAUUAAUAAUUAUAAAACUGACCACAACAAUUUUCCUCAAUAGAUUCUCAGUGUUGUGAGGGUGUGUUCAGUAGGUCUAAUUAUCUUUCCACAUUUAACAUAUACUGCAAGCAGUUUAGAAGUCAGUAUAGCGGCGGUGGCAAUGUGAUUGAUAGGGCCCUCCAAGUGUGUCCAGGCACUACCGUCAGCCUCACCUGUUCUCAUGACAAUGUUAUUGAUCUGACUCGUUGGAGAGUCACUCCUCCUCUACCAAUGGACUGCGAUAUUGUUAUCACUCACACAGCCUCCCCAAAUAGUGCAGGUGUAUGUGGACCAUUCAUUGUUAGUAUGAUCAGUUCACGCAAUGAGCCAACAAGGAUGUCCACUCUUGAGUUGGUAGUCACCGAGUCACUAAAUGGUACUGUGGUGACUUGUUUUGCUGGUGCUUCUACAUCUGAUCCUCGAGCUGGGAACUUCACUAUUCAAAUUAUCGUAGAACCUUCCACUCCAACUGUUGAUAGUGUGGAACACUCAGUGGUUGACAGGUUAACCGGACAAAUUACACUUUUGGUCAGCAGUAGCGGCACAUUUGGUACAGCGAUAACAUUUUAUGGCAGUGUGGUUGGAGGCAGUGGUUUAGUGGAAGUGACUGGGAGCAUUAUCACUGUGACUGGAUUAAGCUACACUGAGUCUCACACUGUCAGUGUGGUGGCUACCAGUGCUGUGUGUCCAGGAGUGCUGAACAGCAGCGUCAUUUUUGUUCCUGUGAUGUUCAACAUAAGAACUCCUGUACUGACUCGACCAACUGGAUUCGUUGACUGUUCCAAUCCAUCGUUGCCAAUCAGUGGAUCAUGGAGUUUGAUGGAGGGAGUUCAGAGCAGCAGUGACUCGGAUGUUCAGUUGACUCCUCCCCAAAUUGGUGCACCAACCAUAACCUUUACUUCUUCAGCCAGGAGUUUCAGUGGCAAUGCAGUGUUUGUUCCUGAUUCAUCCUACCAGCUCACGAACACAGUGGAGAAUGAUGUGUACACUUUAACUGUAACUGUGACUAAUGCAGCUGGAUCAAGCAGGAGUGUCUGAAAGAGUUGAUGUUACUCCCUUCAUAAUUGAUGACAGUACGCUGAGAACAAUAAAUUGCCUCACGUUCUCUCUCGGUCAAAACUGUGCCUCUGAACAAAGUGGAAACUUCCUUAUCCAGUUUGAACAAGGAAAUGGUUUAUGUCGAGACUUGCGUCAAUCAGAUUUCAGCACCUCCACCAUACAACUGACGUCACAGUCGACUUGUGUACCUGUCGUCUCAUCCGCUAAUCUGUGCUAUCAUGCAAUAUUGAUGUACAAUGGAAUGAUAAUUGAUACUCGAACUAAUCUCGACUUUGCUGGGUGCCCCAUAAAUGUCCUUGAUUCUUUCCUGGCAGAUGGUGUUUCCUACCAGCUUGACGGAGAAGUCACUAGCGGCAACGUGUCUCACCGUACGACUGCUACUCUGAGCUGUACCGAAACUUUUGCCUCAGUAUCUGGAGCAGCUGUGGUGACAUGUGUUGACGGUCAGUGGAACAACAUGGGCAUACAGUGGUGUUCUAGAUCAUGUGCAGAAUCCAUAUCUCUGACAUUCGUACUCACCUUGUUUUUUGGAGUCUUGGUUACCGUCUUGAUAAAUUUGGCAAUGGUGUACAUGUACAAGAGGUCUAAAAAGGUAACUCUGCAAACUGAAACUGAAAUGAUACCACCACCUGCGAUAUACGAAGAGCCAGGAGACAUUAAAACAGACCCCAACACUCAGGGAAAUGUCGCCUAUGGACAUGUGCAGCCUCUUCGGCAGUAAGUGGAACUUUUAGAUUAGUUGCAGUGGAUUGAAUAAUAUUAUUUUAUUGUUUUCUGUGAACAUUAUAAUCCUCAUAAUACAUAGUUCUUUUUUGCCCAAACUUUUCAUAUUUAGUGAGUCCUAGGCCCAGAUAAUUAUUUUUAGUUUCUAUACCUAUCAUAAUUCUGCAUCAUUUUUUCUUUCUAAAUUGAAGUCAAAGGUCGUGCCCAUGGCAGCUCUUUUUAUACUCACAACACGCUCAGGAUUCCAAAACAACUAUGUUUAAUCAUUAGACUCAGAAGCCAGCUUACUAAAUAGAUAUCAUGCUAACACUGACUCACCGGUACAAUGUUUCGACAGGUCCUGUGCAGUCCAGCUGCUGCUCAAAUAGAGUCUUUGGAUUCUUCACUUACAAGAGCUAGUCAGACAUGAGAUUGAAUUAUUCGACUGCUCGAC
Halichondria panicea is the source of this 2248-nucleotide messenger RNA. RefSeq lists its product as uncharacterized. The record is from RefSeq and is a predicted model, not a curated record. Bases 265 to 1071 code for a protein of 268 amino acids. NCBI's taxonomy places the organism in Eukaryota, Metazoa, Porifera, Demospongiae, Suberitida, Halichondriidae. The transcript has 7 exons.